This is a messenger RNA of Rotaria socialis, 858 nucleotides long. The record is from the annotation of a GenBank genome assembly. NCBI's taxonomy places the organism in Eukaryota, Metazoa, Rotifera, Eurotatoria, Philodinida, Philodinidae.
AUGCCUGCAAACGAUCCUUUUGAUGCAAUCGAUGUCGAUAUAGAACGAUCGACAAGCGGAGUAUGGCUUGUAAAAGUGCCCAAGUACUUGUCACAAAUUAUUAACGAUUAUUCAGAGGCAAGUAAUAAUGCAGAAGUUGGUCGUAUAGUUAAACGUGCCUCAACCAGUGGACGAGCACAAGAUGUUUUCUUUCGGCUUAAUGAUCAAGUCAUGCAAAAAAUUAAAGAAAAAAAAUCCAAAGAUGAUCCACUGCCACCACAAGAACAUCGAUUUUGUUUAAGCAAUAUAUCCGACGGUGUUCUUCGUACCGUUUCUACUCGUACGACUAAUCCAAAGUUACCGCUCAAAGAACAAAUAUCUAUAAUCGGUAAGGUAAUAAAACGAGCUGAAGUUCGUCCAGUUGAGACUGAACAGUAUAUGUCGAUGAAACGCAAACAUUUCGAAGUAUCACAAGAACCAACAAGUAAAACAAUAAAGAUCGAGAAGAAGAAAUCUGCUUUUGCACCUAAAAGGGAUCAUGAAGAAAAUAAAAAACGUAAACAAGAGAAAAAAUUAAAGGGAACACGUGUUCGAAGUCCAGAAGACACAGUACUCAAUUUCAUGUUUGAAGCGUUUUCAAAAAAUCAAUAUAUUUCAAUGUCAGCACUUGAAAAUAUCACUCAACAACCGAAAGUGUAUUUACAACAACUUGUUAAAAGAUAUUGUAAUUACAAUAAUACGGGGCGUAAUUAUGAAUUAAAACCACAAUUUCGACAUUAUAGUGCACCAAAAGAAGAAAAAAAUGGCGACGAUAUUGAAGAUGAUGAUGAUGAUGAUGACGACGACGACGAUGAUGGCGAUAGUACUACUAAUAAAUGA